UGGACACAGGCAGCGGGCACCAGGGCUGGCAGCAGGCACAGUGAGCUGCCAGCCGACGUGCUAACUGCCUGGGAGGAAUUUUCCUGGUUAUUUCUAAUAUCUUAAAAAAAAAAAAAAGUUUGGAGGCCUGCACUGUGAUGGAGCAGGUAAAGCCGCCACCUGCAGCACUGGCAUCCCGUGUGGGCACCGGUUCGAGUCCCGGCUGCUCCAGCUCUCUGCUGUGGCCUGGGAAAGCAGUGGAGGAUGGCCCCAGUCCUUGGCCCCUACAGCCUCAUGGGAGACCUGGAGGAAGCUCCUGGCUCCUGGCUUCAGAUCGACAGCUGCAGCCUUUGCGGCCAUUUGGGAAGUGAACCAGUGGAUGAAAGACCUCUCUCUCUGCCUUUCAAAUGAAUAAAUAAAUCUUAAAAAUCAGUGCAGCAUAACUGAAAAAUAAAAUAUUAAUACUGGAUAUAAAUCUCCAUUUUGGGUAACCUUGCAAAAAGAACUCUAUCGGCCCAGAUUGAUUUAUGGGAGAAUCCUACCAAACCUACCAGGACGAGAAGGACAGCGUGUGUCCACGGCCUCGUCCAGGAUCAGCAGAGGGGGGCUCCCACUCCACGCUCCGUGGGUGGAGCGUCACUGAUAGGAGAACCAGGCGACACACGCUUCAGACCACUACCCCAGGAGCUUAGACGUAAAAACCGUCAAUACAUUAACAAAGCAAACCCAGGAAUACAUGGAGAGGGUGACCCACGGUGACCAGGCGACGUUUAUCCCAAGAAUGCAAGACUUGCUCAUUAUUCAAAGAUCAGACGGAGCCGGCGCUGUGGCGCAGCAGGUUAAUGUCCUGGCCUGAAGCGCUGGCAUCCCAUAUGGGCGCCAGUUCAAGACCCAGAUGUUCCACUUCCAAUCCAGCUCCCUGCUAUGGCCUGGGAAAGCAGUGGAAGAUGGCCCAGGUCCUUGGGCCCCUGCACCCACGUGGGAGACCCGGAAGAAGCUCCUGGCUUCAGAUUGGUGCAGCUCCGGCCUUUGAGGCCAACUGGGGAGUGAACCAGAGGAUGGAAGACCUCUCUCUCUCUCUCUCUCUCUCUCUCUCUCUCUCUGCUUCUCCCUCUCUCUCUGUAACUCUUUCAAAUAAAUAAAUAAAUUUUUUUUUUAAAAAAAGUUCAGACGAUAAGACCCACCAGGGGAUCACAGGAAUUGAUGCAGAAGAACUCAGUCAGACGCAGUGCCCUGUUAGGAUUAAAAACCACAGAAGAGAGCAGUGAGUGACAGCCCACCUGUACCUUAUGGAGAAAGACCGGGUGCUUCCCCCGGAGACGGGGACCGGGGCACGAUGUCCACCCUCACUUCUGCUCAGCCUUGAAGUGGGUGUCCCGGACAGCGCAGUGAGGGAGGAAGCGGGAGGAGGGCACAGAGCGGCUGUGUCAGCUUCGCUGCUGGGUCGUCUGUGUGGGAAACCCCAGGUCUCAAUCAGUGAGCUUUGUAAGCUUGCAGGGAGCAGGCACACACCAGUCCUAUCCCAGUGUGUACUGGAAACUAAAAAGACAGUACCACUCACAGGAGCUCCCAGCACUGUUCACGGUGUGAACCCAACGGUGCGCGCAGCCCUUAGGUUGAAAGCUGUGAAGUGCUGGGGCAGCCGUCGGUGCCGGGCCCCACAGGCUGGGAGAUUGAUUGCAGCAGACGCCAGCUCACCCAGAACGGAGCCACAGGUCCAGCUCAAAUCCCAGCGAGAUUCUCAGCAGGGCAGUUUUGUGCUUGCCGACAAGGUGGUUCAUUUAUUUAUUUCAGAGAAAAAACACUCCCAUCUGCUGGUUCACUCCCAGGAGCCCACAGUGGCUGGGAGCUGGACUCCUCCCAGGUCUCCCGCGUGGGGAGCUGGACUCCUCCCGGGUCUCCCGCGCGGGGAGCUGGACUCCUCCCGGGUCUCCCGCGCAGGGAGCUGGACUCCUCCCGGGUCUCCCGCGCGGGGAGCUGGACUCCUCCCGGGUCUCCCGCGCGGGGAGCUGGACUCCUCCCGGUCUCCCGCGUGGGGAGCUGGACUCCUCCCGGGUCUCCCGCGUGGUGGCAGGAACCUGACUACUUCAGCCUCCCAGGGAGUGGGCAUCUGCCGUGAAUCCAGGGCUCGAACCAGGAGCACAGAUGUGGGUGCUCGUGUCAGCCGGCGUCGUAGCUGCUGGGCCAGAUACCCGCCCUACUUUCGAUUUCACGUGAAAGACGAAAGACCUAGAGCAGCUAAGAGAGUUCUGGAAAAGAAUGAAGCUGGAGGAGUCAGUCCCCUCGUUGUGAAACUUUACUCGAGGCUGCAGAAAGCAGCUGUGGGGCUGGCAAAGGGACGGACAGCCAGUCCCUGGCACCAAACAGCCAGAAACAGGCCUGCCACUUCCUCUUUGAUAAAGGCACAGAGCGUGGAGAAAGGAUAGACUUUAUUUAAAUGUUUGUUUAUUGUCAUCUACUUAGAAGAGAGAGAGAGAGAGAGAGAGAUCUUCCAUCUGCUGGUGCGUACACUAAUGCCCGCAAAAGCCAGAGCUGGGCCAGGCUAAAGCAGGAGCCCAGAACCGUGUGGGUGGCCGGGCCAGGCCCUGAGUCACCACCCGCACCACUGCAUCCAGGACGCAGCAACAGGACUCGGUCGGCAGCAGAGGAGCUGAGGCUGACCUGACGCUCAGAUGUGGGUGCAGCUGUCCCAGGCAGGGGCUUGGUCCAGUGAGCUGCGACCCUCUCCUGUGAGAGGGUGGACUUUGAACAAGUGUUACUGAGCCAGUGGAUAUUAAUAUGCAGAAACAAGACCCUCAGCAUUGGUUUACUCAAAAUAUAUAUCCAAAUUUAAAAUUUUAUUUAUUUAAAUUUUAAAUUAUUUAUUUUCAUUUUAUUCAAAAAAGGAGGAGAUCUUUCAUCCGCUGGUUCACUCCCCAAGCAUCUGCACCAGCCAGGGCUGGGACAGACCGAAGCCAGGACCUCAGACCUCCAGCUGGGUCUCCCCUGUGGCUGUCAGGGACCCAAGUCCUUGAGCCAACUCCACUGCCUUCCUGGGUGCGUUAGCAGGAAGCAGACUCGGAAGCUGGGGCUUGAACCAGGCGCUCUGACGUGGGGUGGGCAGUUUAGCUGCUCUGCCACACGCCUGCUCCCAAAUGCAGAAUUCUAACACCUUAGAAGAGGGCGUAGGACAAAAUCUAAGUGUCUAAGAUACAAAGAGUGUUCAGCCAAGGACUUGUGUCUGGAAUGAGUAGAGAACUUUGAACACUCAGCCAUAAGGGGCCUGCGCCCUGCGGCAGCAGCAUCGCCCCACUUCCAGUCCUGCCCCCUGGAAAGGCCUGGGCCCCUGCACCCACGUGCGAGACCCUGAGGGGGCUCCUGGCUCCUGGCGUUGACCUGGCCCAGCCUCUGUCAUUGCAGCCAGUGACCCAGGCCAAAGCCAGAGCUCCAUCUGGGUCUCCCACGCAGGUGCAGGGGCCCAAGUACUUGGGCCAUCUUCCACUGCUCUCCCAGGCGCAUUAUCAGGGAUCUGGAUUGGAAGUGGAGCACCUGGGACUGGAACCAGCACCCAUAUGGCAUCAGAGGUGGUGGCUUAACCCCUGUCCCACGCCAGCCCCGGGUCUCCACCUUCUGAUGUUGUUACAGCGCCCAGUGCCAUAGGUGUGCGUAUGUCUGUGUAACCGCACACUGAUGUUAGAGUCCUGCCCCAUAGGUGUGUGUAUGUCUGUGUAACCACACACUAAUGUUAGAGUUCUGCCCCAUAGGUGUGUGUACGUCUGUGUAACCGCACACUGAUGUUAGAGUCCUGCCCCAUAGGUGUGUGUAUGUCUGUGUAACCGCACACUGAUGUUAGAGUCCUGCCCCAUAGGUGUGCGUAUGCCUGUGUGGCCGCAUACUAAUGUUAGAGUCCUGCGCCAUAGGUGUGCGUACGUCUGUGUAACCGCACACUAAUGUUAGAGUCCUGUCCCAUAGGUGUGCGUACGUCUGUGUGGCCACACACUAAUAGAGUUCUGCCCCACAGGUGUGUGUAUGUCUGUGUAACCGCACACUGUUAGAGUCCUACGCCAUAGGUGUGCGUACAUCUGUGUGGCCACACACUAAUGUUAGAGUCCUGCCCCAUAGGUGUGCGUAUGUCUGUGUAACCACACACUAAUGUUAGAGUCCUGCCCCAUAGGUGUGUGUAUGUCUGUGUAACCGCACACUAAUGUUAGAGUCCCGUCCCAUAGGUGUGUGUAUGUCUGUGUGGCCGCACACUAAUGUUAGAGUCCUGCCCCAUAGGUGUGUGUACGCCUGUGUGGCCGCACACUAAUGUUAGAGUGAGUCCUGAGCCAUAGGUGUGUGUAUGUCUGUGUAACCACACACUAAUGUUAGAGUCCUGCCCCAUAGGUGUGUGUACGCCUGUGUAACCACACACUAAUGUUAGAGUCCUGCCCCAUAGGUGUGUGUACGUCUGUGUAACCCCACACUAAUGUUAGAGUCCUGUCCCAUAGGUGUGUGUACGCCUGUGUGGCCGCACACUAAUGUUAGAGUCCUGAGCCAUAGGUGUGCAUACGUCUGUGUGGCUGCACACGGAUGUUACAGCGUCCUGCGCCAUAGGUGUGUGUACGUCUGUGUGGCCGCACACUUAUGUUAGAGUCCUGCUCCAUAGGUGUGCAUACAUCUGUGUGGCCGCACACUAAUGUUAGAGUCCUGCGCCAUAGGUGUGUGUAUGCCUGUAUGGCCGCACACUAAUGUUAGAGUCCUGCCCCAUAGGUGUGCAUACGUCUGUGUGGCCGCACACUAAUGUUAGAGUCCUGCGCCAUAGGUGUGUGUAUGCCUGUAUGGCCGCACACUAAUGUUAGAGUCCUGCCCCAUAGGUGUGCAUACGCCUGUGUGGCCGCACACUAAUGUUAGAGUCCUGCCCCAUAGGUGUGCGUACGUCUGUGUGGCCGCACACUUAUGUUAGAGUCCUGCUCCAUAGGUGUGCAUACGUCUGUGUGGCCACACACUAAUGUUAGAGUCCUGCCCCACAGGUGUGUGUACGCCUGUGUGGCCGCACACGGAUGUCCGUGGGAGCCUUAGUCACAGUUGUCAGGAGCUGGGAACAACCCAGAUGCUCCUGUACUGACGGGUGGGUGGGCGGCUGGUGGUGUAGACACCCCGUGGGGUGCACUUGGCAGAGAACGGGAAGGGGCCGGGCUCCGGCAGCGCUGGCGUGAAUGCCGAGGGAGCGAGGACCACGACUGUGGGGUUACACCUGCGCGGCUGCCCCUGACGGUGCUGGAGGCCUCAUCGGCCACGGCGGGUGGGGCAUGGGGCAGGGCCGUGUGAUGGCCGGGUGGGACAGGGUGUGCCAGGGUGUGCCGCUUACACACACCUGUGCGCACGUUAGGCCAUCACGAGCAGUCAGUUUGGGGUCAUUUUUUUAAAUAAAAAAUUGAAAAUACAGUGGGCAGACGUUUUUACAAAUUGGCAUCAUGUGCUUCAGAAUUAAUGCAGUUAACAAUUUCAUGAGACAGUUCCAGUUGGAACUGCUACAAAAACGGGUUAAACCCGACCACGUCACGGGUCUGUGACAGCGACGUGGAAGAGACGGCACAGGCGUUACUGCAGGUUACCCGGGGGGGGGGGGGCGGGGGGGGCUCCGUGUCCCUGGAGGAUGUUUGUGUGGGCACGUUAUAAAUCCAAGACGGUGCAAUCCAAGCCCAACGGGAUCGACCCUAAACUCCAUCCCGCACAGGCAGGUGUGUGAGUGGAGGGCGGCA
Oryctolagus cuniculus (rabbit) is the source of this 5702-nucleotide messenger RNA. The record is from RefSeq and is a predicted model, not a curated record. Lineage: Eukaryota; Metazoa; Chordata; Mammalia; Lagomorpha; Leporidae.